GACGGGGGCGAUGAUGGGAUGUGUUCACACUUGAGCGUGAAAGCAAAAGAGAGAAAACAUGGGGUCUCUCUCGUUGCCCGACUUCCCGGCGAAGCAAGAAUCCACGGAUAUUGAUCCGACCAAUUUGAUGAACCUCUUCAAAGCUCAGCAGAAAUACCUCAACCAUUUCUUCCAGAACCUCGAUCUCUCCCAGACGCUCACCUUCGCCCACACCCUCCUUAAUGCCAAGGGCACCAUUAUCUUCACCGGCGUCGGAAAAUCCGGAUUCGUCGCCCAGAAGAUCUCUCAGACUCUGGUCUCUCUUGGUAUUAAGUCUGGGGUUUUGUCCCCUCUGGACGCGCUCCACGGAGAUAUUGGCGUUUUGGCUCCCGGGGAUCUGCUCGUGAUGUUCAGCAAGAGCGGGAACACAGAGGAGUUGAUUAGGCUCGUUCCGUGCGCGAAGGCUAAAGGGGUGUUUUUGAUCUCCGUGACCUCAGUGAAGCCCAAUUCCUUGAUGGGUUUCUGCGAUCUCAACGUGCAUUUGCCUCUGGAGAGAGAAUUGUGCCCUUUUGAUUUGGCUCCUGUAACGUCUACAGCCAUCCAGAUGGUGUUCGGAGACACAGUGGCGAUUGCCUUGAUGGCCGCCAGGAACAUGAGCCGGGACGACUAUGCUGCCAACCACCCCGCUGGCAGAAUCGGGAAGAGCUUGAUCUUCAAGGUAAAGGAUGUAAUGAAGAAGAAUGAAGAACUUCCAAUUUGUAAGGAAGGUGAUCUCAUUAUGGACCAGUUAGUAGAGUUGACUAGUAAAGGAUGCGGAUGCCUCCUUGUUAUCGAUUGUGAUUAUCAUCUGCAAGGAACGUUCACUGAUGGCGACUUGCGGCGCACACUGAAAGCUAGUGGUGAAGGGAUCUUUAAACUCACAGUGGGCGAGAUGUGUAACAGGUAAUCUCUUAAAUAUGCUUAUACAGAGCAUUACUGAAGUUAUAUUUGAAGGCUAAAUAGAAGCAAAACCGUUGGCAUAUUAAUAUUUGUUCCACAUUUUAGAUGCAAUAGAGUCACACAAAUGGGAAGCCUAUUUCAAAUGUUCUAAUUGAAAUUAUAUAUGCAGCAUCUGAGUCUUCUGCCUCCAUAGAAAUUUCCUAUUGCUGUUUUGUAUCAAAAUGUGGCAUAGGGUCCUCUAGUAGCAAUCCCACUUCAAAAUAAAGCCGUAGAUAGACCACCUCAACUCAUGCAGUGCCAGAAAUCUAACCCAAAAAUAUCCCAAGGUAUCUUAACCACCUUGAUGCAAUAAAGCCGAAAGACUAUAUACAUUAGCCUAGAUAAUAAAGAUAUAUAUUUACACAAAUAACUUGAAAGUAAUAAAUCAUGAAGGUAAUAUAUUUUUUCCUUGAUUUUAUAGGUAGCCAAAAUGUCAAUAGUGAUUUCAAGUGUCCUUUUACCAACAGAACUUCAGAACCACCUAAAAACAUCAUGGGACAGGGGAGGAUAACAUUAGCAUAAGCAUAGGUAAUAACAAUAAUUGAUAUUUUACUAAAGUAUUAAGGUGUAUUAAUAUUAAAAGUAGGAGUAUUUUACCUUCGUGUAAAGGGGUUCAUACUUCUUCUGGUAUUUAGCUUCAAAUGUUGCCCUUUAAAAAAACAUGGCCUAGUUCAUUAUGCUUGUUCUGCAAAAGAUUUAGUACCACUAUGAAAUAGAAUACUUACAACUAUGAUUGAGACAUUUGGAUUUUGGAUCAUUGGUGAGUCAUGUACACUUCCAGGACAGGGUUACAAUUAUCCUUCACAAUAGAAACUUUCACUUUCUGCAAUAGAGACUUUACACAAUU
This is a messenger RNA of Cuscuta campestris, 1804 nucleotides long. Lineage: Eukaryota; Viridiplantae; Streptophyta; Magnoliopsida; Solanales; Convolvulaceae. The record is from the annotation of a GenBank genome assembly.